This is a messenger RNA of Papilio polytes (common Mormon), 2822 nucleotides long. RefSeq lists its product as uncharacterized. The record is from RefSeq and is a predicted model, not a curated record. The coding region runs from base 428 to 1081 and encodes 217 amino acids. NCBI's taxonomy places the organism in Eukaryota, Metazoa, Arthropoda, Insecta, Lepidoptera, Papilionidae. The transcript has 4 exons.
UCCUUGUCGUGUUAGUUUAGAUGAGUUCUAACCGACAUAAUGUACGGAUGGUUUAACACUACCGGUUGUCUUGAUAGUGUUUGCUGACUGCUCACACGACUCGAAUACACAAGCAACGACUGUCACCUCAGGUAAGUUAGGUUAUGAAGACGCGCGACAGUGUGUUGUUGCUUUAUUAAAAAAUUAGAUCAACACGGAACGUAUUGUGUAGUGAAAUAACAAAUAAGGUUACAAUAUGAGUGCCUAACGCGACAGAUUUAUCUUAAUUAUGUCUAGUGCACAAGUUAAUAACAAACCAGUAUCGCGUUGACAUUAAUGGAGUGCUCGUGUGUGAUAGUGACUGGCCGAGAUUUUUUUUAAAUCACCCGCGUAAUUUCUCAUUUGGAAAUUCGUGUUGUGUUCGAAAUUUAAAUUUGUGUUGAGUGUAAUGGAGUUCCAGUACUAUGGUAACUUUGACCGUCAGCCAAUACGGAGGAUCCCGGAUCAGCCGUGGUGGGAUGAGGAGGACACGCUAACGGACCGCCGGCUUAACGGGAUGUCUCUGGACGAAGGCAGACAGUCCCAGCGGCCGUACCGGUACGGCAUGGUGCUGUUGUGCGCUGGCGCACUCAUCAACUGGCUGGGCCUAGCGGAGGACUACGCGGAGCCUGUACGCUACGUGGGCGUCGCGUGCAUCGUCGCAGGCGCCUUGCUUAUCUGCGCCGCCAUGUGCUGCUGGCUGCAGUCGCCCGCACGGCAACCACACAACGACCGCGCAACGCCUGACACCCACCAGAUUGACGAUCCCAUUCACGUGAUAUCGAUGCCGGACGAGGAGACGAUGCAGCAGAAGCCGCCAGACUACGAGACUGUAGCGGGCGCCCCGCCCACCUACGAUGAUGCCAUCAAGCUGAACCCCGCGCGGCUGCUUCCCGCCACUAGCAGCGCGCGUCUAGAACCUUCCACCGCCGCGGAAGUGCCCAUCAUACCCGGCCAGAUGGACGAUGUCCCCGCCCCUGUACACCUGCCCCAUAGCCACACACAGACCCAAGUUCCCAAAACACCGCCGCCUCCCUACAGGCCGACCCACGCCAUCAGAUGAAAGCCAGGCGGGCAUCCACGUGUGCUAGUACUUUAAAUCGACUGCGUUUCAUGUGAUGAGACUUGUAAAUAAUCAUCGAACGUUCCCCAAGUCUCGAAUGCGGACAUAUCCAUUGUUGAAAUAUUGCGGUAUUAUUUUUCGUACGUCUGGCAUAUCCACACAUGAAACUGUUAUUUUUUAAUUAAUGUAGGCUGUCAAACUUAAGAGCGAUGCGUACUUAUGUGAUAUUAAAAUGUUAUAAUUAGUUACUUAAUAUAUUUUUACUGUAUAUAUUUUAUAGUUUUAAAUCAAAGCUGAACGUAAUGAAAAACUACCUUAUUUCAGUGGGACAGUAUCGGUGAGCAUAGGGGUAUAGGUAAUAAAGCAAUAAUUUAUAAAUAUUUACUAAAAAUAGAAAGAAACCAAUAGAAUUGUUCGUUCGGUAUUUUAUUGUAUAUUUAUAAACAUUGUGUAGUAUUGUGCCAUUCAUAGAAAAGCUACGUAAACUAAUAUAAACACGGCAGCCGCCUAGAGUAUUCAUGUUAAAACAUUUCUGUUAUUGCUCAUUUAAUUUAUUUAUAUUGUACAAAGCAGAGUUUACUUUUUAGGCUUACCUACUUUAUUUUGGCUUCAUUAACUUAUUGAAAAAAAUGCUUUCUUGUUUCAAAUUCGGUGUUUUAAAUUAAAUAUUUUUGUAUAUUGGCAACACUAGGGGUAAAUGACUGAUCUGACGAGGGAAAUCGAAUUUUAAACCGUGACGAAAAUGAUGUUUUAUACAUAACACUAAUGCACGUAUGUACUACACCUAUACAUUCUAUGUUUGGCUGUAUUUAAUUCACGUUGUACUUGAAUGCAUAGAUGUAUUUAGUGUUUAGUGAUACUGACUCGUUUCAAAGUUAUUCUAGUCCUCAACUUAACGACUAAAAUACUUGUCAUUUAGUCACCAACAUGCAUAAUUAUUUGUAAUUUGUACACAUCGUUAUUGCACAACUUGAAUGACGUUUUGUUUAGUACCAUGCUUAGACGGAGAAACCAUAAAAAUUGUAUGUUGAGGUUACGUAAACAAUAUGCUUAUAAACGGUGCUAUUUUUACAUAAUCUCAGCAUAAGUUUUUUGACAUUGAAAAUUAUAACCUAUCAAGUAAAUUAUGACCCACACUAACCUCUAAAACUUUAAUUAACACUUAAUUACAAAAUUUAUAUUGUAUAAAACAAAACACAGCUGAAUAACGUUUCGUUUUAAGACAAACGGAAUUUGAAUUUAAACAAUAGACAAUAUUUUUUAUUAUUUACAAUGGCAACAUGCUCAAUAUUUGUAAAUAAUCUACUAACAACUAACAUGCAAAUUGCAGUUGGUCUGAAGUAACGGACACUUAAAACAGUAGCCAUCAAUUGCAAUAACAGUAUUUUUAACGCGAUUUGUAAUCUCAAGUCCGUGUAAAAAUACUGUUAAUGUAUAAACAAUCAUUCUGUGUAACAAAAACGAACUGAGAGAAUUUUCCUAUAAACAGCACCAUGGUAACAUAAUUAUUUAGUAAUUAUAUUUUAUUACCAUUGAGCGUACUAACUUUAAAGUGGGACCAAUUCCUGAUAUACAUUAACUUUAUUGUAAUGUUCUAAAGUUUCAUUUAAUUGCAACACUUUGUGCUUGCGAGUUAUUUUGAUUUAAGAGUUUUACAAUGCUGAAGUUGUGCAUUUAUUAUUUGUACAUUAUACAAAGCUGCGAAAAUUAAGUGUACAUACAAAAUAAAUGUUGUUGCAAU